This is a messenger RNA of Armigeres subalbatus, 7550 nucleotides long. RefSeq names its product epidermal growth factor receptor (gene Egfr). Gene Ontology annotation, molecular function: transmembrane receptor protein tyrosine kinase activity; ATP binding. Lineage: Eukaryota; Metazoa; Arthropoda; Insecta; Diptera; Culicidae. The record is from RefSeq and is a predicted model, not a curated record. The transcript has 8 exons. The coding region runs from base 1655 to 5893 and encodes 1412 amino acids. Gene Ontology annotation, biological process: negative regulation of apoptotic process; protein phosphorylation; positive regulation of cell population proliferation. Gene Ontology annotation, cellular component: plasma membrane; basal plasma membrane; signaling receptor complex.
UUAGAAUCAGACGGCUUACAGUGCUGAAGUGUUGCGUUGAAGAGGAGGGUUUUUCACACACUGGAUGUGAGUUUUUUUCCUCUAUGUUCUGAAGUUCUGAAGCCCGCUAAAUCCCACAGCGAAUGGGUUCCGUAGUUCGCGCAUUGAAGUUUUUCGUUUCUUAACUUGACGAUAGGCUCUGAUGUAUGUGUACGAUCGGUGUGUAAAGUGCUGAGGAGCAGUGUUGCGCCCCGCGAGGUGCAGAAGCGAGUGCAAAGAAGAAAUAGAAAGAUCGUACCUACCUGUUCUUGCCCAUUGAUCCCCUCUGUGCACUGUCAAGACCUGCCGCAGCGGCCUGCGGGUUUCAACCUUUCCAAGGUGUGCGUGAGGGGUGGUUAGCCGUAUGCUAAGGCAUUUGCUGCUGUUGCUUCUACUUCUUCUUGUUCGAUUCAUUCGAUUUCCGUCGACAGUACACAUGUAAUUAUUUAUCUUCCCGAAAGACAGAUCGCUUACAUGGUGGAUUCUCUAAGUGAAUGGAAAACGGAUUGCUUCGGAGAAAAGCUUUUAUUGAUUGAGUGCAUAAUUCGGGUUGGCCUUCAAGCGACCGAGACAUCACAUCAUGUUCAACAAUAUGGCCCUCGCAAGGCGUGGAAGAUCUACAGGGUUAAAAUAUAACCAAUUAAUCAAACUUUGAACGAGUACAAACACAAGAGGAGUGAUCAGACUACUCGAAACUGAAACUCAGAAGAUCAACAAGUGGCUGCCCUGCUGUGAUACAAGUGUCCCGUACGCGGUCGACUGUAAGGGGCUGAAAACAUAAAACGUGAAAACACAGAUCUCGUGCGCUUCGCAGACUUUGAAGCACUGAUUUGAAUGGAGUGUGAAGCGAAAACCUGAUUUUCAUUCAUAAACCGAGAAGAAUGGCGAGAUAGCCCCAGAAACAUCCACUCGGUCCAGCGGUGAGACCUCUCUUGACACCCAUCAACGGACGCAAACCAAACAAACCGUCCGAUCCAUUGAAACAUCACUCGGGCACUUUUCUAUUAUACAAUGUGUUUAGAGUUGACGACUAAUUAGUAAUUCAAUUGUGGAAUUGUUAUUUUUUUUCUCGCUGAAUCUGGGAUAGCUUAAAUUAAAACCGGUCUAAACGAAGGGAAAAUGUGAAAAUUCGCAUGAAGAAAUGUAGCAAAUCCCGCGUCGAUUCGGGGUUAAUUAAUUCGUGAACAAAACUUCUCGAGGAAAUCUCAGAGAACCAAAAACCAAGAAGAAACCAACGAACCGGACUGGGCCUGGUGCGUGGAAGCGUAAAAUGGAAAACGAUAUUGUAGUGUGUUCGUGUUCUUAAAUUUUUUUUUGAUAGUUUUUAAUUGUAUCCCAUUAGAGGCGGAACGCCAAGGGAGUUCAGGAAAAUUUCAACGACCCAAAGCGUGUAGUUAGUUGUUGACGAAGACGAAAACGACGGCGGAAGACGAGAAUAAUAAUUUAAUCGAGAAUUGCGCAAAGGCGCCUCCGAAGCGGUAACAUCCGAAGUUGGAGCAGCGAAGACGCCGCUAGUGGUGAAGUUUUAUUGCACUGUGACCCCCAAGAAUCGACCCAAGAAAACUGGGUGAUUUAGUUUUGUGUGUUUGUGAUCGUGGUAACUUCGAAGGAAUUUGCGACAAAAAAAGGCGAAAUCAUGGGAGACAAAACAAUGGAGCAGUGGAAGUGGAAAAUAUUUCUGAUGCUGCUUAUUCAGCAGAUCGGAUCCGGAAGCUGCUAUCUGAAGGACUACAUCCACAAGCAGGAGGAUAACGAAAUGAGAGUCUGCAUCGGAACCAACGGUCGCAUGUCGGUGCCAUCAAACCGCGAGUACCACUACAAAAAUCUGCGCGAUCGGUACACCAACUGUACGUACGUGGACGGCAACCUGGAGAUCACCUGGAUCCAGAACACAUCGUACGAUUUGAGCUUCCUGCAACACAUCCGGGAAGUGACCGGAUACGUAUUGAUCAGUCACGUAGACAUCCCACAGGUUAUCCUGCCGCGGUUACAAAUCAUUCGAGGCCGUACUACGUUCAAGCUGAACAAAUGGGAGGACGAGUUCGGUUUGUUCGUCUCCUUCUCGCAGAUGAAUACCCUGGAGAUGCCGGCUCUGAGAGACAUUCUGAGCGGUUCGGCUGGCAUUUUCAACAACUAUAACCUAUGUCACGUUAAGACAAUCAACUGGGAUGAAGUUCUGUCCGAUUCGAAAGCCCAUUAUCGGUACACGUACAACUUCACCUCACCCGAGCGAGAUUGUCCGAAGUGUCACACCAGCUGCGAGGCCGGUUGUUGGGGAGAGGGUAUCCACAACUGUCAAAAGUUCAGCAAACUGAACUGCUCUCCUCAGUGCUCGCAAGGUCGUUGCUUCGGUUCGAAGCCCCGAGAGUGUUGUCACCUGUUUUGUGCUGGUGGCUGCACUGGUCCUACUCAGAAAGACUGUUUAGCCUGUAAGAACUUCUACGACGAUGGCGUGUGCAAGCAGGAGUGCCCGCCCAUGCAACGUUACAACCCUACAAACUACCUCUGGGAGCCAAAUCCCGAGGGCAAAUACGCCUACGGAGCAACCUGCGUACGGAACUGCCCGGAACAUCUGCUCAAGGAUAACGGAGCCUGUGUGCGAACGUGCCCAUCGAACAAAAUGGCACAGAACGGAGAGUGCGUCCCGUGCAACGGAGCCUGUCCCAAGACGUGCCAGGGUGAGGGAAUCGUACACUCGGGAAACAUCGACAAGUACAAAGACUGCACGAUCAUCGAAGGAUCGUUGGAAAUUCUGGAUCAAACUUUCGACGGUUACCAGCAGGUGUUUAGCAAUUUUUCGUUCGGGCCGCGGUACAUCAAAAUUCACCCGGAUCGGUUGGAGGUUUUCUCUACGCUCAAGGAAAUUAGUGGUUUCAUCAACAUCCAGGGUUACCAUACGGACUUCAAGAAUCUGUCAUACUUCAGGAAUCUGGAGGUAGUGGGUGGCCGUCAGCUCAAAGAGAAUCUGUUUGCCUCCGUGUAUAUUGUGAAGACAUCCCUUCAAUCUCUGGAGCUGAAAUCGUUGAAACGAGUGAAUUCGGGUGCCAUUGUUAUCUUGGAGAACGAUCACCUGUGCUACGCGCAGGAGAUUGAUUGGUCCAAAAUUAAGAAGUCUGCCGAUCACGAAAGCGUUAUUCAAUCCAAUCGGGAUCCCAAGACUUGCCAUGAUGAGAAAAUGUUUUGCGAUGAGCAAUGCACGAAAGCAGGUUGUUGGGGUAAGGGACCGGAACAGUGUCUCGAAUGCAAAAACUACGUCUACAAGGGCAAGUGCCUGGACAGUUGUAAGAGCCUACCGAAAAUCUAUCAGGUAAACCCGAGAUCGUGUGGUGAUUGCCACCCGGAAUGCUCAGACUCGUGCAUCGGACCGAAUGCGGACAAUUGUGGAUCGUGCGUCAACGUUAAGGACGGCUCAUUUUGUGUAUCGGAGUGCCCCAUUACCAAGUACAACCUGAAUGGAACGUGCGUGUCUUGUCACCCGACUUGCAUCGGUUGCAACGGCCCCCUGGAUACAAUCGCUCCCAACGGGUGCGUUUCCUGCGACCGAGCCAUCAUGCGAAGCGACGGUUCUGUGGAACGUUGUCUGAUGAAAGAUGAAGCCUGUCCAGAUGGUUAUUAUAGCGAACGAGUCGAGCAGGACGAAGGGCCCCUAAAACAUCUCUCAGGAAAAUCCGUCUGCCGCAAAUGCCAUCCAAGGUGUAAGAAGUGCACCCAGUACGGAUUCCAUGAACAGGUCUGUCAAGAAUGUGCCAGCUAUAAACGCGGUGAGCAAUGUGAAGACGAGUGUCCCAUUGAUCAUUUUGUGAACGAAGAAACGCGUGAAUGUUUGCCGUGUCACUCUGAAUGUCGCGGAUGUCGAGGUUUUGGAGAGGAUCAAUGCUUGGAAUGUCGGAAUCUCAAACUGUAUGAGGGAGAUCCGCUCGAUAACUCAACGGUGUUCAACUGUACUGCGACCUGUCCAUCAAGUCACCCUUACAAGCACUUCCCCACGGAAACGAGCAAAAUUGGGCCCUAUUGCUCUGCUGAGGAGGUGCAGAGCGGGUUCCGGAUAGAGACUUCGAACACUCCUUUCAUGUUAUUUGUUAUACUAAUACCUGCUGCGGUAAUCAUUUGUUUAACUGGAUUGGCUUAUUUGUACUGCACACAAAAGAACAAGAAAGAUGCCAUAAAAAUGACAAUGGCAAUGGCCGGAUGUGACGAUUCUGAGCCCUUGAGACCAACUAAUGUCGGACCUAAUCUAACCAAAUUGAGGAUCAUCAAAGAAGCAGAGCUACGCAUGGGAGGUGUCUUGGGAAUGGGUGCCUUUGGUCGGGUAUUCAAAGGAGUUUACAUGCCGGAAGGAGAGAACACAAAAAUUCCAGUAGCAGUCAAGGUUUUGAUAGAAAUGUCGGGAGCCGAAUCGAGUAAGGAGUUCUUGGAAGAAGCGUACAUAAUGGCGUCAGUUGAGCAUCCAAACUUAUUGAAACUGCUGGCAGUUUGUAUGACUUCUCAAAUGAUGUUGAUAACGCAGUUGAUGCCUGCCGGAUGUCUGUUGGAUUAUGUUCGGAACAACAAAGAAAAGACUGGAUCCCUAGCACUGUUGAACUGGUCAACUCAAAUUGCUCGUGGUAUGGCUUAUCUGGAAGAGCGACGAUUGGUACAUCGUGAUCUGGCUGCACGCAACGUGUUGGUACAUCCUCCACAUCUCGUAAGAAUUACUGAUUUUGGAUUGGCAAAGCUUUUGGACUAUGGCUCCGAUGAAUACCGUGCAGCUGGCGGAAAGAUGCCGAUCAAGUGGCUGGCUUUGGAAUGUAUUCGUCAUCGUGUGUUCACCAGUAAGAGUGACGUCUGGGCCUUUGGAGUAACUAUCUGGGAAUUGAUGACUUACGGUGCUAGGCCUUAUGAGAAUGUUCCGGCGAAGGAUGUACCCGAUCUGAUCGAAAUGGGCGCAAAGCUUCCCCAACCGGACCAUAUUUCACUGGAUGUAUACAUGAUCUUGAUUUCUUGUUGGCACUUGAAUGCAGAUGCUCGCCCUACCUUCAAAGCAUUGGAGAAAAUGUUCGCUGAUAUGGCAAGAGAUCCAGGCCGAUAUCUGAGUAUUCCUGGUGAUAAAUUCAAGCGUCUUCCCAUGUAUACAAACCAGGACGAGAAAGAUUUGAUUCGUAACCUGGCACCAGCGGUUGAUUCUGCAAUAACCGGAUCAAAUAUAGAGGCUGAAGAAUAUUUACAACCUAAGACGCGACCGGCCCUUAUGCUGCCACCAUCGUCGAUGGAGAAAUCCGAUGAUUUUUCCAAAUCCAUGCGCUACAGUAAAGAUCAACUGAAAGAGAGCGAAAGUUCAGACCGGAAUGCCCGUGAAGUCGGCGUUAGUGGGAUGCGACUGAAUUUACCAUUGGACGAAGACGACUAUCUAAUGCCAACUUGCCAAAGUCAAGCACCGUCGGUCCCCGGUUACAUGGACUUGAUCGGAGUACCCGCCAGUGUUGACAAUCCAGAGUACCUGAUGGGAUCAGCCGGUAGCAACAUUAGUACGGGCCUUCCAACUCCACCGCCGGUAACGCCAUGCGGCAGCGGAAUUAGCACUAACACUCCCAAUAGUCCUGUAAAUAGUAUACCUCCUAACAUCUGCACUGUUAACGUUAGCACCAAUCCUAGCAGCAACAACAGCACCACUUCAAACAAUAACAACAACACUGUUGCCAAUCAUGCCAUCAAAAAGGAAGAAGCCAUUCCGAUGCCUCAUACGACGCUCAAUGAACCUCAGGUGGCGCCACCAACGCAAACCCUGGGCAUUCCUCUAUCGCCAACGGCGACGAUAGAAACGACUUCCGAGCAUGAGUACUACAACGAUCUGCAACGAGAACUGAUUCCACUUCAUCGGAAUGAAACCACGGUGUGAUCACUCGACAGUGUGACGAACCCAAUUGUACAGAACUGAGCUUCCAUUCUGAUUAAUUAUCAUAGACGAAAUAAUAGGAUAUUUGUUUGAAAAAUACAUCGAAUGAAGCAACUUUAUACAGCUAUCGAAUUAGCAUACAGAAAGUUCAAAGUGCGUAUCGUAAGUGCCUUCAAUAUAUGUAGUGUAAGGAAAUAGGGAAGCUUACUGAAGAUGAAAUCUACGGUGCCUGUAAUAACGAAGUAGUCCCGAAAAGACCACUUCUGUAUCAUAUUGUAACGAAUAUUUAAACGGUUCAUAGCUAGCAAUGGAUAGCUUAUAGGAAGUACUUAAGAAUGAUGUGGAGAAUUUUUAACAUGUUAGACAGUACAAUAUGAAAAAUACUUCCUUUUAGUUGAAGUAAACGGUCGUGCACUGUUCUAACAGAUAGAGUCACAAACGCGUCGAUAUUGAAUCGGAGGAUGCAAAAUUGGCUAAGGUUUUAUGUAUUUCAUUUUUUAAAAUCUGUGAUACUAUUCAUAAUCGACGAUCAUUUUUCUAGAAUCUAGAUUUUAUUUCACAGACUACGGUUUGAACAUAUACAUUAGGUAACAAGCAAUAGCAUGUAUGUAGUAAUUUAUAGAAAAUUAGAAGUUUUGAUUUCAUACAAAAAUAUUCACAAAAUCUCAUUCUUGUAAAUGAAUUGUCAAUCUACACUUUCAAAAAUCAAAACAACGAAAAAUUCUACAGUAAUGGAACUUGUACUUCUCAAUGCACCAUAAACCAGUAUCUCAUAAUACUUAACAAAGCUCUAGAAGAAAAAAAAUCAUUCUAAAUCUCUCCUCAAAGUAUUUUUGGCCGCGUACUAUGCUCUUUAUGAUUUAAUUGUACAUAUAUCUUACACUUAAGGAUAAUCAAAUGAGAAACGAUAUCGAACUGUAAAUAUUCCGGUGAAAACUGUCAUGCCCUACUUAAAUCUCAUACGACAUCGAGAGAAUAUCCAGCUGAGCAUCCAACCAACAAGUGGCAAUACCACAGUUUACGCAUGUCAAUACGUUCUAUUUUAUGCCAUCACUAAUAAUUACAUAUACGUAUUUUGACCACUAAGGUGAAAAAAAAUAAGAACGUGUGGUCGAAAACUACCCCACUGUUCAGAUCGAAAUAUUUAGCUGUGAAGUUACAAACAAGUGGUGAAAAUUUAACAAAUUUGCGUACGUCACGAUUUUGUGUAUGCAUGUAGGUUACAUCUUAUUUUUUAAAAAAGGAUUGCCGGUCACUUGUUGGUUUGGGCAAAAUGUUGGAACUUCCUGACUUGAAAAAGUAUAGGUGAUUAGGAAUAUCCAACAAUACGUUGGGGUAGAUUUAUGAAAACAAUAGAGAGGAUGUGUGAAUUCACUAAGAAAUUAGGAAAACGUGCCAUGUUUCGUACAUGAAAAUAAAUUUAUAGAUUGUAAUGUUGGGAUUUUCGCUUUUAUAUAAAAACGAAAAAAAAUAUUAAAAGAUAGAGUUGCAUUGUAUUGGAGUAAUGGACUCGAGAAAAUGGUUAUGUCUGGCUGAAUGAAUGUAAAAUAAAAAGAAGGCACUACUAGCUAAGGUACGAUUGGAUUGUGAGAUAAAUUGUUAAUGUUUUUAAGUUAUAUAUGUAUUUUGAACAUUUCAAAUAAAAUUGAAAAUAAUACAA